AAAGAAAAAAAUAACUAAACGCCACCACAGCAUAAUGCAUACCUGUCUGUCGACCGAACUAAAUGAAAAGCGCUCGGCACAUGGAUCAUGUGUAAUAAGACUACACUUCCCAUGCUGCACCGCGCUCGCGUCGUUCCGCUGCUGUCACUUUGCCGAUGCGAGAAUCGCCCAGCAGCAUCUCAGCCGAGCAGCAGCGCAAAAAUGCACUGAAAUACGCAUCUUAGGACAUUUCCACCCUCUUUCGGUUUGCCAUGAGGGCGUGUGAUGGGAAUAACGGGGAUGUUCGCACCGGAUUACGUCCCUUUAUUUUGAGAGAAAUGCGGAUUGUUUUGCGCUUGAGGUGUUAACUCAGAGAAAAAAAAUAUAUAUAUAUACAAAAAUGAAGAAGCAAUUCAAUCGGAUGCGACAGCUCGCCAACCAGACUGUUGGCAGGGCAGAAAAAACAGAGGUACUGAGUGAAGACCUGCUGCAGGUGGAGAAGCGUUUAGAUCUGGUAAAGCAGGUCUCUCAUAGCACACAUAAGAAGCUGACCGCCUGUCUGCAGGGACAACAAGGCGCCGAUUUAGACAAGAGAUCAGUCAAAUCUCCCUCGAAAAAGUUGCCCCUGACGAUACUUGCUCAGUGUAUGGUGGAGGGAGCGGCUGUGUUAGGAGACGACUCUCUUCUUGGUAAGAUGCUGAAGCUCUGUGGUGAGACAGAGGAGAAGUUGGCCCAAGAGCUGCUCGUCUUUGAGCUUCAGAUUGAAAGAGAUGUUGUGGAGCCUCUGUAUGUGCUGGCUGAGGUGGAAAUUCCGAACAUUCAGAAACAGCGAAAACAUUUAGCCAAACUUGUCUUGGACAUGGAUUCUGCGAGGACACGGUGGCAACAGUCAUACAAAUCGUCAGGUCACCCCAGUAAUGUGCAGCAGGGCGGAGCUAAGGCGGAUUCCUUGAGAGAGGAAAUGGAAGAGACGGCCAAUCGGAUGGAGAUCUGCAGGGACCAGUUAUCAGCGGAUAUGUACAACUUUGUGGCCAAAGAAAUAGACUAUGCAAACUACUUUCAAACGCUCAUAGAAGUUCAGGCGGAGUAUCACAGGAAGUCUUUGGAGAUUCUGCAGAGUGUGCUGCCACAGAUCAAAGCUCACCAGGAGGCCUGGAUAGAGAAGCCAUCGUAUGGAAAGGCCCUAGAGGAACAUCUAGCCAUCAGUGGCAGGGAGAUUGCGUUUCCUAUCGAGGCGUGUGUCACCAUGCUGCUCGAAUGUGGCAUGGAGGAAGAGGGUUUAUUUCGGGUGGCCCCCUCGGCCUCCAAGCUGAAGAAACUGAAGGCAUCACUGGACUGCGGGGUCCUGGAUGUGCAGGAGUACUCGGCCGACCCACAUGCCAUCGCAGGAGCCUUGAAGUCUUAUCUUCGUGAACUUCCUGAACCUCUAAUGACCUUUGAACUCUAUGAUGAAUGGAUUCAAGCUUCAAAUAUUCAAGAUAUGGAUAAAAGACUCCAAGCCCUUUUGUGUACAUGUGAGAAACUACCAGCAGACAGUCUAAACAAUCUCAGAUAUUUAAUCAAAUUCUUAGCCAAACUCACGGAGCAUCAAGACGCUAAUAAAAUGACGCCAGGUAAUAUUGCAAUAGUUCUUGGACCCAACCUGCUGUGGACACAUUCAGAAGGGAACAUGACGGAAAUGAUGACCACCAUGUCCCUGCAAAUCGUCGGCAUCAUUGAGCCGAUCAUCCAGCACGCUGACUGGUUCUUCCCUGGAGAUAUUGAGUUCAAUCUGACAGGCAGCUACGGCAGCCCGGUCCACACCAACCACAACUCCAACUACAGCUCCAUGCCCUCACCCGAUAUGGACCAAUCAGAGCGCAAGCAGCAGCAUGACCAGAGCCGACGCCCACUCAGUGUUGCUACUGACAACAUGAUGCUGGAAUUCUACAAGAAGGAUGGCAUUAGGAAAAUUCAAAGUGUGGGUGUCAGAGUCAUGGACACAUCGUGGGUGAAGGGCAAAAGUUCCUCUACACUGGCCCGCAAAGCCUCAUCCACGCCUCCCAGCGCACAGCCGCCCGGCUCUCCUGCGGACACCCUGAUCACUGAGCAGCCCGGUGAGCUGGCCACAUCUCCAAUCCCCACUCCCCCUCCUGGAGACAGGGGCAGCUCAGACGACGUGUCGCCCAAUCGGCCGGAUUCCUCACAUGUCUAUUCGUCCCACGCGGAGGAGCGGCCACCCCCUCCGUACCCUUCCUCGUCCUCCCAUCCCGGCCCUCACCACUUCUACCCCAAGCCCCCUCCCUGCACUCGGCCGGUCGCCCCCGGUCCUGAGUCCCAGCCACCCAGCUCCCCGCCCCUGCGCUGGACAGGCUUCGGCCCACCACUUCCCCUACCCCAACCACCCCCGUCUUCUUCCUCCUCCUCCUCACUCGAUAUCAACUCCAACCCCAAGCCUAGCUGCCUGCACUUUCCCAAACACGGCCCCGUGUGUGACGCGCCGCAUGCUGCUCCGCCUGACCCCAAUGCCUCGCCCCCCUACUUUAAAACCCCUCUUGUGCUGACCCGCCACGACUUGUCCCUCGGAAACCCCCCUAGCCUCCCCUCCUCCGCCCCCCCGCCGUGGGCCGCCUGUCCAUGUGCCCGCGAGAGAGGACCCCCCAGGCUGACUAGCACUCUGAAGAGCAAGGAGCUCUCUCCUGUGAUUGGCCACAAAGCUAUGCAGGCAUCAGGAGUAACAGUGCCCCCUGUCAGCGGUCAGCAGAGCAACAGCCAGUCUCCCCACUCUGCCGAGCACAGCCCCCACACCUUACGUAAUGCCUCUAAGAAACUGGCCCCUGUGCCGCCCAAGGUUCCAUACGGCCAGUCGGGGGGGAUGUCAGACCAAUCCACAGGUCAGCCGUCUCCGGUCAGCCUGUCCCCCACUCCCCCAAGUACCCCCUCCCCAUACGGUUUGGGCUGUCCCCCUGGACACGCGCCCACCUCUUCCCCUGGCCAGACCCCAUUAGGGGGAUCCCAUACGUUGUCCUCACUGCCCUCUCUGACUGGUACGCUCACAAAGUCCCGACCCACCCCAAAGCCCAGACAGAGACCCAGUCUACCCCCUCCCCAGCCACCCACCGUCCCCCCUACGGCCCCCCAGCCCCUGGAGCAGGGUCUACUUGACGGAUUGUCCCCCGGGGAGAGCAUGUCCACAGAUUUCUUCAGUUUGGAAAUUCCCUCCAUCAACGUCAAUCUGGACAGCCUGUUGGACGAGUUCAGGGUGGUCCCAUGUCGGAGCUCCUAUGCUGCGGUCAGCUCUCCGGAGGGGGAGUCCGUGUCCGAGGAGGAGGGCCAAAGCACCACACUAUGACCCCUGAGCCCACCCAGCAGCAUGCCAGCUUCGCCCAGAACCUGUCCACUCCUGCUGAGGCCCAACUGGAACCCCACCUCGGCCAAACCCUCAGUCACGGAUACUACAUGAGAGACUCGAUAAGACGCCAUCCACACAACAGGUGCCAUAAAAAAAGCAACAGAAUGGAUUUCGUUCAAAUUGCCACUGGAGGAACCUGGAGUGUUGUGUUCCGAUUCCUGUUUCUCUCUGAACGAUUCUGUCUGUUUCAUUUUGUUGUUGUGUUGUUGGUUUCGUUUGAUUGGGAUGUUUUUGUUUCUGCCUUAUCAGAGCUGCAAUUACAAUACAAUGCACAUAGGGAGCGGUCUGCUGACUUUAAAGGAACCUCAUACACUUUGUCCUGCUGGCGGCUUUGAACUGAGACGCACCCUCAUGGUAUGAGAGUAGGCCGUCUUUGUUUUCCCUACAGGGUCCAUGCUAUGCUCUUUUUAGAGGACUUGGUGGCAUAUAGCAUGUUUAAGUCUAAUUUUGCAAUGCUGAGGUCUUCUUUCUUUCUUUCUUUCUUUCUUUCUUUCUUUCUUUCUUUCUUUCUUUCUUUCUUUCUUUCUUUCGUUCUUUCUUUCUUUCUUUCUUUCUUUCUCAAUCUCUCUAAAUCUAUACUAAUCACUGCUUUAGCAAUCCAAUUAAUUUGACCUUUUGCUAAGUCCCGCCUUAAAGUGCUACUGACCAAUCUGGCCUUAGCAACUGUUGCUGCCCAUUAUAUUAUCAGAUUGUGUGUUUAAAUAAUUUAAGAGAAUACAUUAAACUCUUGUUGCCUAUGGAUCAAACAGUAGAGCACAGCUCUAGCAAUGCCAAGGUGAUGGGUUCGAUUCCCAGGGAGAGCAAGAAUUGAUAAAAUGAAAAUAUGUGCAUUCCCAGCAGGCACAUAUUUGGUUAAAUUUCGGUUGCAAUGUCAAUUCGACGUCUAAUACCAAUGUUAAUUUAAUUUCCAAUACUGACGUCAGCUGAUGUUGAUAUUUGUUGUUUUAGGUUGUGUAACCAAAAUCCAACAUUAAGUCAACGUCAAGUUGGCGUCAAAUACUGACGUCAGCCUGAUUUUUAUUUUUAACCAAAAUGCACCGUCAAUCUGACGUUAUAUUGACAUCCUGUGCCUACUGGGCUAAAUCCAAGUUGCUUUGGAUAAAGGUGUCACUUAAAUUCAUAAAUAUAAAAGUAAAUAUUGCCUCACAAAACAGAGAUCAAAUUAACCCCCUUUUCCAAAUCUUAGAAGUUGGGAAUCACAUGAGGUGAACUGAAUAAUGUGUUCUGAACAUGUAGAAUGGUAAACUGAAAUGUCCUGCUGUGGAUUCAGUCAAGUUUUUCUUGACUCAGCAACAGAAAAUGAGGGGGCGGGGCUUAGCAGGGAGUCAAUCAAUUUCUGUUACAUUUUGAUUGAUAUGUGCGUUUAUCUGUGGCAGAACAUUAUCAGAACUUUCUGAAACGCACGUAAUUCAGUAAAACAGCGACAACUUCAGCAGUAAAGUGUAUUUUCUUAAAGAGCCAAUACAAUAUAAUGCAGUACAUGGAAGCAAGGUAGGAAAUCCAGGGUUCCCACAGUCACGGAAACUAUCAGGGUAUUUUAAUAGCGUCAUGGAAAUUUUUAAUAUCCCUCUAAAAAUCAUGGAAUUUUUAAAAGUCUGUAUCUGUUUUUUUUCUGUUCUGAAGUAUUUCUUUUUUUGUGAGAGUUUGUGAUCUCUAUAUAAUGAUAAUGAUAUUUCAAAAUCCUUUUCCCGGAAAUCUAUUCAUGGAAAUUCAUCGGUCAGAAAGUGUGGGAACCCUGGAAAUCUCAAUUCCUUACCCUUUACCUGCAAAACAGAAACAUUGCUUGUGUGCUAAAAUUGGUCACUGCAAACACUUUCCUGCACGUUUCAUAAAAUACUUUUGGCAGCCACUACUGAGAUCGGUUCCAAUGCACUGCCUUGCAUUUUCUGUUGUCUUUCCGCACUCAUAUGCCCUCCAAAGUGCUUCAAACGCAGUGCCACACUUUCCCUUCUGUAUAUACCAAUACUGUAUAUAAAGAUGUGUAGAUAAGUGUCAACGAGAGGACAAAUGUAAAGGCAAAUAUGAAUUAUAUAUUCAUAAAUGUGACAUGCCAUAUUUAUCUUGUAUAGAAAUAAUGUUCUAAGUAUUAUUUUGUCCCUGAACACUUUUUGUCAGGUUCACAUCGCAAGUGAGUUUUUUGCACUUUUGUAAGCCAUGAACUAGAUAUAGAAAUAUGAAUGCAGAUGUGGCAGAAGUUUAGGUAGAGUUACUCCCGAGAGAGAUUUUAUCCCUAAACCGACCUCAUCAAUAACAGCCUUAAUCAAUAGCAUAAAUCAACUGUAUAGCUACUAUUAGAAAAUAUAUGAUGUCGACAGAUUUCAAUAGUUGUAUAACAUCGGUUCAGUUAUACUAUUGUAGAAAAACUGCUCGAUUAUAUCAAUGAAAAUACAAUGGCCCUAAAAAGUCAUGGAAUGUGUGGAAUUUGCAAAAUAAUGAUAUUAGAUCUUUUCUAACUAACCAACUAGUAAACAUCAACAUCAACUAUGUGUCCACAUACUGUACUUUUUAGGGCCACUGUAUAGCAUAUCUCGCCAUAAAAUCAAUGGAAAAAUCCAGAUUUUAUAAUUUGGCAGGGAUCAUUUCGAAAUGUCAUCUCAAAGAUAUCAGGCCCUAAAGAUCCUUCAGAGUCUCAUUGCUUUUCCCCAGACAUGUAAUCUGAUGCCACACUGAGAUGGUACAUUUGUUUCAUGGGUAUACAACACUAUGAUACUAACUGGAUGCUGCAGUUUCUCUUGUCUGAACUUAUACAAAAAGCGCAGGACUUUAUUAAGGUCAACCAAACAUUAGCUCACUUCUGUCCCGUGGAAGGAAUGGGCACAACAAACCGUCUCCGUUCUCAUACGAAGGACUGUACUUCCAACGAUGGAUAGCCAUGGCUUGUAUUUCUCUCUUUGAAUAAGCAUUAGUGUACGUCAGGGACAAAAGGACUUUUUUUUUUUUUUUUUUUUUUGCUGAAAUCUGUGAUAUGCCUCAGUGUGUGUUCUUGAUGAAAUAUAGUCUAAUGAUUAUUGGUGACUGAGUUAUAGUUGUAGUGAUUACACAAUGAUAAUUGCAAGUGCCCUCACAUUCAGUAUUUAUAACCUGAAGCUAACGGCGAGUUUCGUGCGUACGUGAGGUUCUGUCUGUGCCGUUUCCCGCGGUGUUCUGUGAGGAGGCAGUCGUGUCUGUUCGGGUGUGCUGACUGAAUGUGAUUUCGCCUUUACUUGGAAGUGCACUAAAGUAAAGGCCUUAUAGCAGCUGCAAUAGACGCAUGGUUUAUUUUCUUUAUGCUCAUCUCUCUCUGUUAGCGCUCAUAAUGAAUGCUUAUGUUGUUGUUAAUGAAGACAUGGGAGGGUUUUAUACAGUAUGUACAUGCAUUUUCAUUCCGGUUCAAUACUGCAUCUCUUAUCACACGCUUUUCUUAGGUGAAAAGGCACUGGUAUAUGUUAUCUUAAUGUGAUUCACGUCUUAAUUGACACGUGACAACAUUUAACAUUUAUAUCCAGUAUGUUAAAAAAAUUUUUCAAAACAACUUUUAAAACCUGAUGAACUGUACAUACGUAAUUUUAACUGAUAAUUUGACCCACACAGAAUCUGCACAGGUCACAUUUCACCCCAAAAUCAGAAGAAACAAUUAAGAAAUUAUACUUAAUUUAAAGAACAAGAAGCUUGUAUUAGUUUAAAUUAGUAAAUCAAAAUUUUUCAUGAUGAUUAAGCACAAUAGCAUUCCCAAAUCUCAUUAAUACAAUUAAAAAAAUAAAAAAUAAAUAAAUCUGAUACAUUUAAAUUAUCCUUGUACUAUCAUAAUAGUGUGUUGUAUGUUAAAAAAAUAAAUUAAAUAUUUGUAUAACAGUAAUUUUUAAUGUAAUGCCAAAAUGCAAAAAAAAAAAAAAAAAAAAAAAAAUCUCGAUAUCAUAAAUAUUGUAAUUUUUAUUUUAUUUAUUUUUUUCUUUUGAUUUUGGAGGGAAAUGCCUUGACCUGGACCUGUUGUGAUGCUUUUCAUUGCAUUUUAUGCACUGAAGUCAUGGGAAAUCAGUACAGAAUCUAAAUAGGAAAUGUGUUAAAUUCCUAUUGAGCACUGUAAGCAUAUCAUACAAGUCAAAAUUUGUUCAACCAACAUGUAAAGGGCAGAAAUCUGCAAAGAUAUUUGCAGGCAAAGAUUCAUCUACUAAUGAGUCAAACAGAUUUGAUUUCAAAAUUUCUCAUUUCACUUGCUUGAAUCAAGAAAUCGAUGCAAUCAUAGUACAGAUGUUCUUUUCAAAAUGGGAUUUGUAAAAUAAAACAGUCAUCUAAUGCACCUAUUACAAGGACACAAUUUGUACUGAUACAUUUAUUUCUUAAUUUAUCUGAUGGUUUCAACAUGAAAUGAUAUGUUCAAAAAGAACUAAUGAUACAAAGAAUCCACAAAGUUAUAACAGUGACAAACUGAACUGAAGAUUUCUCAGCUUUUUCUCAAUCAUAUGUUUUGAACAUUUAGGAUACUAUAUGACCCAUUUACAUCAUCCUGUGAAAACCAGCAAUUUGGAGUGACAGAGCAUGCAUUUAAUUAUUCCCUUUAGAUAAUCACAUGUGUGUUCAUUAAAACAAUACCAGAUAAUAAAGGGAGGAUACGAUGAACCAGGGAUGUGUGAACAGGUGAUUCAAAGGUGAUAAGUUGAUUAGUGCACAUUGUCCAACAAUGUACAGCUCUCUUCACCCCCCGCUUACCGAACCAAUGUACAAAUCUGCCUGUAAAUCACCCUUCUCAGCUUAGCAUAUCAGUGGAAGAACACAGUCUGUACUGUGAAGCCUGCCGCAGUCCUUAUCAGAAUGUCAGAAAUACAUAGAUAUAUAUUAAACUCUACAUUUGUAAUA
Cyprinus carpio (common carp) is the source of this 8203-nucleotide messenger RNA. Its product is annotated as rho GTPase-activating protein 44-like. Lineage: Eukaryota; Metazoa; Chordata; Actinopteri; Cypriniformes; Cyprinidae. The record is from RefSeq and is a predicted model, not a curated record. Gene Ontology annotation, biological process: modification of dendritic spine; positive regulation of GTPase activity; regulation of dendritic spine morphogenesis. Gene Ontology annotation, molecular function: protein binding; GTPase activator activity. The transcript is spliced from 22 exons. The coding region runs from base 380 to 3310 and encodes 976 amino acids. Gene Ontology annotation, cellular component: cytoplasm; leading edge membrane; dendritic spine.